AUGCUUCUCCUUUUACUGACGCUGUGGGCUUCAUCCUCUUCUCAUGCACUAGAUCGAUGUUCUGAUGCACCUGAAGAAGGCAUUCGCAUAAUAUGUGAGCAGAUUCAGCAAUGGGAUAAGAAUUCUCGAACUGUAGCACCUACUGUUCGACCACUUAACUCGGCUCAUACGGCACUGUUAGAGAGCUCAAGUAGAGUUCCUUCUUCGUUCUAUGAUUGCAUGGAUAUCCCAUGCCUCUGUGGGUAUUUUGAAGGGCUUAUGAACAAUGGUUGGUGUAGACUACCUAAUGGUCAGUUCUUAGGUAAAGCAUUACGUAAGGAGUACCGACAGAUGACAGAUCAAGAGAGAUCAAACUAUCAUGCUGCAACAUGGAAAAUCAGGAAUGAUGGCAGUUAUGGAGAUUUAUCUCGUAUACAUUCAAAUUUCACAAUUGCCGCAGGGGCACAUUCGGGUCCUGCAUUCCUUCCAUGGCAUAGAGAGUUCAUCAAAAGAAUGGAAUUUGCAUUGAGGAAGAUCGAUCCAACGAUAUCCUUACCUUAUUGGGAUUCCACACUGGACAACAACAUACCAAACCCUUUGGAUUCAAUUCUGUGGGGAGAAGAGCUGAUGGGUUAUCCGAGCAUGGAGAAUACGUUACUAAGCGGAUCAUUCUCUCAUUGGAGGACAGAUGAUAAUGCUCGCUACGUUCGUCGUUGUCUAGGUGAACAAGCGGCCCUUAUGAAUGAAGAACAUAUAAAAUCUUUUAUGGCCUUCACCAAUAUUAAUGAUGUUUUGGCUUCAACGGCUGCUCGAACGGGAUGUCCUCGAACAGCUUCUUGGAGUUCACUUGAAUUCACACAUGGAAAUCCACAUGUCUAUGUUGGAGGUGAUAUGCUUGUUACUACAAACUCUACAAACGAUCCAUUGUUCUUCUUACAUCAUUCAUUUAUUGAUUUACUCUGGGAGAAUUGGAGACAAUCUAAACAAAGUCCAAUUGAAAGGGAAUCUCAAUAUCCCGAAAACGAUGCCGCAUGUUAUAGUAUGUCUCACUUCUCUAACUCCAUUAUGCAGCCGUUUGUUCAUUUGACCAAUGCAGAUGGUCUUUCGAAUAAGUAUGCAGAUCUUAAUGAUUACCUUGCAAGACCAACUUGCAGCCUUAGCAACCCUGAUUGCAAAUCCAGGUUCCUCUUCUGUGAUAUAUCACAUGGUCAACCGCGAUGCGCAGCAAGAAUACGUCGAGGAGGGAAUUGUACAGGAUUCACAAACGGAGAGUUUCCGUGUUAUGAGGGACAAUGCCUGCGCAACAUUUGCACCGAAACUGAUAUUCAAACCUCUACCACACUACUGACUACUUCUGCUUCGAUUACUCCAACUACUCGACAGACUUUGCCCGGCACAAGUUCAACAGUUGAAAGCACAACGCUUGUUACCAUUACUUCCUCACCUGUUACAUCUUCACCCACAACUUCACCCAUGAUGUCAACCACAAUCUCCUCGACCUUGAGACCUCCAACUACUGCUCUGAAAGCCUGUUUGAAUGAUAACCAUUGCUGUCAAGGUUGGGCAGAUUAUGGAGAAUGCAAAAACAAUCCGGGAUAUAUGAAUAAGCAUUGCAUGGCUUCCUGUACGGUUUGCAGACCAUCAUUUGAUCUUUCCAUUGAAUGUGAUGACCGUGCAACUGACUGCGAUGUCCGAAUAGCAAACAUAGGUUGUUCAACACCCUGGAUGUUUGAAAACUGUCGACAGAAGUGUAAAAUGUGUAAUCAGACAAGGAAAUGGCAAUGUACCUUGAUGGGAACUUCCACAAGCCCUAGUGUAACAACGACAACAUCAAUGACAAGACUGGCAACAUUGACGACUGUCCCCUCAGUAACACCAAGCUCAACAACGACAAGAAUAACCCCAAUUACAUCCUCAACAAUAUCGUUCAACUCCACCUCUACUAAGAUCCCUGUGAACCUAACAGUUUCCACUACUGCCAGCACACGAACUACUACUACGCCUGUUCGGACUACUGUUCCCCAGCUGCCACCAACAACGAAGCCUACAUGUUGGAACUAUCACUACUGCUGUGAAGCUUGGGCGUUCAAAGACUAUUGUACAUCAAAAAACAACUCAGCAUACAUGAAUCAUUAUUGUGCUCCAUCCUGCAGCACAUGCAAGAAAGGCUCCCAUCCACCACACUCAAGCAACCAAGCGUGCCAGGACAAUCAUCCCACUUGUGAAUACUGGGCAUCUAAGAAUGAAUGUACACUGAGUUCAGAGUUCAUGUUCGAGAACUGCAAACUGUCCUGCGGAAAAUGCGACCUUCUGAACAUGAAAGCCCGUCUAGAUCUCUGUGGCUACCGUAAUCAACUUCGAGACUCUGAAAGCUCAGCUUAUAAGGAAUUCUUCGAGAUCAAUCCCUGGGAAAUGAUAGAUUUCAAGUUGAUGCGAAAGCUUCAUAAAGCCAAAACUGAAUUUACUGGUGUCUGA
Molecule: messenger RNA, 2454 nt
Organism: Auanema sp. JU1783
Lineage: Eukaryota; Metazoa; Nematoda; Chromadorea; Rhabditida; Rhabditidae
Source: the annotation of a GenBank genome assembly